AUGUCAGGUGCUAGUCAUACAUCCGCAAACGAUCAAUCCGCUGCCAAUUCUAGUACCCAUUCAGCAGUGAGCGCUCCGUCUAUCAAGGCUGAGAAUGGUGAUUCUAAAAAUUCUCUCGAAGCUGCCACGGGUGAUCUACCUAUUGACCUGCCACAAAAGCCUCUCUCUGCAUACACCACCGUUGCAAUCCUGUGCCUAAUGAUCGCAUUCGGCGGUUUCAUCUUUGGCUGGGACACUGGUACCAUCUCCGGUUUCGUUAACUUGUCCGACUUCGUCAGAAGAUUCGGCCAAAAGAACGGGAAAGGAGGCUACUAUUUAUCCAAGGUCAGAAUGGGUUUGAUUGUCUCAAUAUUUAACAUCGGAUGUGCUAUAGGUGGGAUUGUCUUGUCAAAAGUCGGCGAUAUUUAUGGCCGUCGUAUUGGUCUAAUUACAGUCACCGCCAUCUAUGUCGUAGGCAUUCUGAUCCAAAUAACCUCGAUAGACAAGUGGUACCAAUACUUUAUUGGAAGAAUUAUUUCUGGACUAGGAGUUGGGGGCAUUGCCGUGCUCUCCCCGAUGCUUAUAUCAGAGGUCUCCCCCAAACACAUCAGAGGAACCCUUGUUCAACUGUACCAGCUUAUGGGUACUAUGGGCAUUUUUCUGGGUUACUGCACCAACUACGGUACCAAAAACUAUCAUAACGCUACCCAAUGGAGAGUCGGCCUCGGGCUUUGCUUUGCCUGGGCCACCUUCAUGGUUAGUGGAAUGAUGUUCGUUCCGGAAUCACCACGUUACCUGAUCGAAGUUGGUAAGGACGAGGAAGCCAAGCGUUCGUUGGCAAAGUCCAACAAAGUCUCAGUCGACGACCCUGCCCUGCUCGCCGAAUACGACACCAUAAGAGCAGGCAUUGAAAUUGAAAAGCUCGCAGGUAAUGCGUCAUGGGGUGAACUGCUAUCCACGAAAACAAAAGUUUUUCAACGUGUGCUCAUGGGAGUAAUGAUCCAAUCUCUGCAGCAAUUGACAGGUGAUAACUAUUUCUUCUACUACGGUACAACCAUUUUCAAGUCGGUCGGAUUAAAGGACUCCUUCCAGACAUCUAUCAUCAUCGGGGUGGUCAACUUUUUCUCUUCAUUCAUAGCAGUGUACACUAUUGAAAGGUUCGGACGUCGUACAUGCCUAUUGUGGGGCGCCGCCUCCAUGCUGUGCUGCUUUACUGUGUUCGCCUCUGUCGGCGUUACAAAGCUGUGGCCUCAGGGAAGCAGCCACCAGGAUAUUACUUCUCAGGGCGCUGGUAACUGUAUGAUCGUCUUUACCAUGUUCUUCAUUUUUUCGUUCGCCACCACUUGGGCAGGCGGCUGUUUUGUUAUAGUGUCAGAAACCUUCCCUCUUAGAGUCAAAUCAAGGGGCAUGGCGGUUGCAACAGCAGCAAACUGGAUGUGGGGUUUCCUGAUUAGUUUCUUCACGCCCUUUAUCACCGGUGCAAUUAACUUUUACUACGGUUACGUCUUCCUAGGCUGUCUAGUCUUCGCCUACUUCUAUGUGUUUUUCUUUGUCCCAGAAACGAAAGGCCUGACGCUGGAAGAGGUCAACACAAUGUGGAUGGAGGGCAUUCCACCAUGGAAGUCUGCUUCAUGGGUGCCACCAGAAAGAAGAACGGCAGACUACGAUGCAGAUGCGAUAGGUCAUGAUGAUAGACCAAUCUACAAAAGGUUCUUCUCCAGCUGA
Messenger RNA from Saccharomyces mikatae IFO 1815, 1704 nucleotides. Its product is annotated as sugar porter family MFS transporter. NCBI's taxonomy places the organism in Eukaryota, Fungi, Ascomycota, Saccharomycetes, Saccharomycetales, Saccharomycetaceae. The transcript has a single exon. Gene Ontology annotation, cellular component: plasma membrane. The record is from RefSeq and is a predicted model, not a curated record. Gene Ontology annotation, biological process: transmembrane transport; carbohydrate transport. The coding region runs from base 1 to 1704 and encodes 567 amino acids. Gene Ontology annotation, molecular function: carbohydrate:proton symporter activity.